AUGGCUUCUUCUGGUUUUAGCGUUUAUGUUGGUAACAUUCCGUAUAACACCACGGAGACUGAUCUUGGAAAUAUGUUCUCGUCUUGUGGCGUUGUGACUAACGUUCGCAUUGUCAUCGACCGUAACACCAAUCGUCCAAAAGGCUUCGGCUUUUGCGAGUUUCAGGACCAACAGGGGGCGGAUGACGCUGUUGCCAAAAUGAAUGGAACUGAGAUGAAUGGCCGUCCGUUACGCGUUAGUUAUGCCAACAACAAGUGA
Meloidogyne enterolobii is the source of this 258-nucleotide messenger RNA. The record is from the annotation of a GenBank genome assembly. Lineage: Eukaryota; Metazoa; Nematoda; Chromadorea; Rhabditida; Meloidogynidae.